Messenger RNA from Prionailurus viverrinus (fishing cat), 1393 nucleotides. It is a transcript of the gene INHBE, whose product is annotated as inhibin subunit beta E. Gene Ontology annotation, cellular component: extracellular region. Lineage: Eukaryota; Metazoa; Chordata; Mammalia; Carnivora; Felidae. The record is from RefSeq and is a predicted model, not a curated record. Gene Ontology annotation, molecular function: hormone activity; growth factor activity; cytokine activity. The coding region runs from base 1 to 1050 and encodes 349 amino acids. Gene Ontology annotation, biological process: SMAD protein signal transduction; BMP signaling pathway. The transcript is spliced from 2 exons.
AUGGGGCUCCCUGAUGGCCAGCGCCAGCUGGUGCUGCUGUGGACACUGGUGUGGGCACAGGGGGCAGGGUCUGUCUGUCCCUCCUGCGGAGGUCCCACACUGGAGCCCCAAGCAGAACGUGCUCUGGUCCUGGAGCUAGCCAAGCAGCAGAUCUUGGAGGGGCUGCACCUGACCAGUCGUCCCAGAAUAACUCACCCUCCACCCCAGGCAGCGCUGACCAGAGCCCUCCGGAGACUGCAGCCAGGAAGUGUGGCUCCAGUGAAUGGGGAGGAGGUCAUCAGCUUUGCUACCAUCACAGAGCCUUCCACUUCCGCCUGCAGCUCCGUGCUCACCUUCCACCUGUCCACAGCUCAGUCCCGGCACCUGUACCACGCCCGCCUCUGGCUGCGUGUGCUCCCCACCUUUCCCGGCACUCUUUCCUUGAGGACCUUCAGGUGGAACCCAGGAAGGAGGCGCCGAGAGUCGCGCACCCUCCUGGCGGAGCACCAGAUGACAACCCCAGGCUGGCACGCCCUGACUCUGCCCUCUAGUGGCUUGAGGGGUGAGGCGUCCGCUGUCCUGAAACUCCAGCUGGACUGCAGACUCCCAGGAGGCAACGCCACGGCUGCCCCACAGUGGCUCGUGGACACGGCGGGAGAUGAGCGGCCCUUCCUGGAGCUUAAGAUCUGGCCCAAGGGGCCUGGAGCAGGCCGCACCAGGAGGAGGACCCCUACCUGUGAGCCCGAGACCCCCUUAUGUUGCAGGCGAGACCAUUAUGUAGACUUCCGGGAACUGGGAUGGCGGGACUGGAUCCUGCAGCCGGAGGGGUACCAGCUCAAUUACUGCAGUGGACAGUGCCCCCCUCACCUGGCAGGCAGCCCGGGCAUUGCUGCCUCCUUCCAUUCUGCUGUCUUCAGCCUCCUCAAAGCCAACAACCCUUGGCCCUUGGGUACUUCCUGCUGUGUUCCUACUGCCCGAAGGCCCCUCUCUCUCCUCUACCUCGACCGUGACGGCAAUGUGGUCAAGACAGAUGUGCCAGAUAUGGUGGUGGAGGCCUGCGGCUGCAGCUAGCAAGAGGACCUGGGGAUUUGGAGUAAAGAGAUCAGUUGGGGGUUCCCAGGCAAAGGGCAUCUGUGGCUGGAGACAUUAGAUUCCUGAUCCACAGCCCCACCCAAUGGGUGGGGUGGCAGUAUGACUGGGUUGACCCCUAGGGGACCUGAAUGGGCACGUGCUCAUCCAGACUCUUGCCUAUUCCAGGUUGAUGUGUGGGGAGAUGGGGAAGGUGUGUCCUCUAAAGGAAUCUACCCAGAAAGCAUGAUUGCUUACUCUAACCCCUAUGAAAAGAUGGCAGAGGUGAGGGAGGGACAGAGGGAGGGAAGGAGAAGGCAGAGAAAAAUUACUUCGUCUUUCUCAA